This is a messenger RNA of Penaeus monodon (black tiger shrimp), 978 nucleotides long. RefSeq lists its product as uncharacterized. Lineage: Eukaryota; Metazoa; Arthropoda; Malacostraca; Decapoda; Penaeidae. The record is from RefSeq and is a predicted model, not a curated record. The coding region runs from base 392 to 823 and encodes 143 amino acids. The transcript has 2 exons.
AUAAGAUCGCUGUCCUUUUAACUAGUGACGUUUCUUGCCUUGUAUCAGUUGUCAUUCACUUCUGGGGAGACUGGAGAGGGAAUCUUCUUAUUAACGUUCUCAAUAUUCAGCUAGGGAGUCCUCGGAGCUGGUCGUGGCGUUUGGUCUGCUCUCCCGGGAACUACAACGUUUUAGAAAACAGCGGAAGACGUAAAAAAAAAAAAUUAUAUAUUAGGGACAAACGUCAUUCCCUCAAGUAAUUUACAUAUAUACAGUGAGAUAAAGUCACAAAAGUGCAGAUUGGAAGAAGAGGAAAAUAAUUAGAAGAUAGCGGGGGGGACAAAAGCAUAUAUAUUGAUAUAUCAGAAGACCGCAACAAGUGACGCAGAAGAAGCUCAGGAGAGGGACGGCUAUGGAGAAACCUGAUCACAUUACACCCAGGAUCACGGGUUGCCUCAUGAAGGACGGGACUUUCGUCAGCCUAGAGACGUCGCUGAAGGCAAGACAAGUGGAAGAACAAUUACCCGAAGACCACCUCGACGACAGACACUCCCUUGACUCCACCGACGUCAGUUCUCAGUCGAGCGAGGAGGAGGAGCGGGGAGAGGACCCAGCGGAACGAGAUCGAGACUCCGAGAAGACCUCCUCGGACGUCAUCCUCAGCUUGGACAGCCACGUCCAGGAGACUCUCGGAGAAUUACAGAAGGGCGGCGUACCUGCAGACUACGUCCAGAGAUACAGCCGUCCUCCCGGCGAGCCUCUGCAGCUGGAGGAGUCUUGGAGGAAGCUCGAGGAGGCCGAGUCGCUCCUGCAGUUCUCCAUCGACUCGGUCAAAACGAAGUGAGGAGCUCCGGCUUGGCGGUUGAUCUCGAUGCACUGUGUUACACGGAUGAUUAUGUUGUUAUUGUGUUGUUAAUAGAGUGUCCUUUCAUUCUCUCUCUCUCUCUCCUCUCUCUCUCUCUCUCUCUCUCUCUCUCUCUCUCUCUCUCUCUCUCUCUC